Molecule: messenger RNA, 3556 nt
Organism: Oncorhynchus tshawytscha (Chinook salmon)
Lineage: Eukaryota; Metazoa; Chordata; Actinopteri; Salmoniformes; Salmonidae
Product: proto-oncogene tyrosine-protein kinase Src
Exons: 14
Coding region: 774-2417 (547 amino acids)
Biological process (GO): cell adhesion; innate immune response; osteoclast development
Cellular component (GO): extrinsic component of cytoplasmic side of plasma membrane
Molecular function (GO): non-membrane spanning protein tyrosine kinase activity; growth factor receptor binding; ATP binding
Source: RefSeq, a predicted model, not a curated record
GUGCUGUCUUGUUUCGUCACUGAUGCACAUGAUCUUGCCUUUUUUCAAUACAAGGAAUGUUUUCACCAUAUCCCUCGUAUAUGGCACAAGGAUUAAUUUCAUAGCCCUAAUUUAUCACUGCGCCUUUCACUAAGCCUACUUAAUUUUACUCAUAUUAAUUUCCAUAGCCUUCUUGCGUUUAUUUUAGCGAAAUGGAUCGCUACCGCAAUCUAAGUUGUGCCCUCUGCUCUUCAUGACCUCGCAACACUUACACACCUACAUUCUCUAAAUGGGAUUUUCUUUUACUACUAGUUUCUUCAAAUAAAUUCGAUAUCUUUCGUUUUCGAAUCCUUUUCAUGAAAUGAAGACGACUGUGAAGAUUUGAUUUGGUUCUUUACUCACUCUUCUUCUGUGCCUUGCGUGAACCUCAAUACGCUUGCUUCAAAGUGUGCAACAUGGCUUAACGAUGCCUCGUUUCGUUGCUUCAGGGAGAGUACCGCAUUAAGUGACGGACAGAGGAAGUGGAUCCAGCGUCGAGUUUAUCUGCUGGGUUCUCCCCUGGCUGCACUCCUCUGCUCCGCUCCCCCUCUUCCCCCUCUCCAUUCAUUCUCUGUGCACUGCCAUGGAGGAGAGAAGAUUAGAUGGGACAGGCCGAUAAAACCUGGUUUUCUGGAGAGUUGGGGUGAGACAAGGACUCCAGGACUGCGGAGACACUGCCGUCUCCUGUGAAGUUCUUUUAUCAAAGCUUUUGACGUCCUUUUACAGGGACCACGAGACAACAUCAAGGCCUGCUGAUGGGAGUCGGCAAGAGCAAGCCUAAGGAGCCGGGUCAGCGCUCACUGAGUCUGGAUGGAACCAUUGGAACAGGCUUGGACAGCAUGCACCACCACCUCAGCCCAGCCCAGCAGACUCAGACCCCCAACAGAAGUCCCGCCGUAGGGGUCACGAGGCGCGCCCACCACCCCGGGCAUGCCCCCACCAACACCCCUGAGCUGGCACUGUUCGGCGGGGUGGACCACACGGGCAGCAUCAUCUCUCCUCACAGAGGACUACUGGCAGGAGGUGUCACUACAUUUGUGGCGCUCUACGACUAUGAGUCACGGACUGCCUCGGACCUGACGUUCAAGAAAGGCGAGCGGCUGCAGAUCGUCAACAACACGAGAAAGUACAGCUUCAGGGAAGGGGACUGGUGGCUCGCUCGGUCUCUGACCACCGGAGAAAGCGGUUAUAUCCCCAGCAACUACGUGGCCCCCUCUGACUCCAUCCAGGCAGAAGAGUGGUAUUUUGGGAAGAUAACUCGGCGCAACUCGGAGAGGCUCCUUCUGAGUUUACAGAACCGACGAGGAACCUUCCUGGUCCGAGAGAGCGAAACCACUAAAGGAGCCUAUUGCCUGUCCGUGUUGGACUAUGACAACACUAAAGGCCUCAACGUCAAACACUACAAGAUACGCAAACUAGACAGCGGCGGUUUCUAUAUCACCUCACGCACCCAGUUCAGCAGUCUGCAGCAGCUGGUCUUCCACUAUCGCAAGCAUGCAGACGGGCUGUGCCACUGUCUGACGGAGGUGUGUCCCGUGCUGAAGCCUCAGACCCAGGGCCUGGCCCGUGAUGCCUGGGAAAUCCCACGGGAAUCGCUCCACCUCGACCUCAAACUGGGCCAGGGCUGUUUUGGAGAGGUCUGGAUGGGGAAGUGGAACGGUACAACGCGGGUGGCCAUCAAGACCCUGAAGACAGGCACCAUGUCCCCAGAGGCCUUCCUCCAGGAGGCGCAGGUCAUGAAGAAGCUGAGACACGAGAAACUGGUGCAGCUCUACGCUGUGGUGUCUGAGGAACCCAUCUACAUCGUCACUGAGUACAUGACCCAAGGUAGCCUGUUGGACUUCCUCAAAGGUGACACGGGCAAGCUGCUACGUCUACCCCAGCUAGUGGAUAUGGCAUCUCAGAUUGCAGCAGGGAUGGCAUACGUAGAGAGGAUGAACUACGUCCACAGAGACCUCAGGGCUGCCAACAUCCUCGUAGGAGACAACCUGGUGUGUAAAGUGGCCGACUUCGGCCUGGCCCGCCUCAUAGAGGACAACGAGUACACUGCCAGACAAGGAGCCAAGUUCCCCAUUAAGUGGACGGCGCCAGAGGCUGCCCUCUACGGCCGCUUCACCAUCAAGUCAGAUGUCUGGUCAUUUGGGGUCCUGCUCACUGAACUCGCCACCAAAGGCAGAGUACCAUAUCCAGGCAUGGUGAACCGGGAGGUGCUGGAGCAGGUGGAACGCGGAUACCGGAUGCCCUGUCCCGGCGAGUGCCCGAGCUCAAUGCACGAGCUCAUGCUCAUCUGCUGGAGGAAGGAUGCCGAGGAGAGGCCCACCUUCGAGUACCUCCAGGGCUUCCUGGAAGAUUACUUUACCUCCACCGAGCCCCAGUACCAGCCUGGGGAGAACCUAUAGGUCUCAGGGACAUCGGUCCCACCACGGGACCACAUGGGUGGACUUGCCCACUUUAAACACUGAUCAAGGGACAGUUUUGCAUUAUUUCCUCCCUGUAAUGGACAAUGGUUAAGGAUGGUUUAGGAUUGGGGAGAGAGGAAGAGCUGAUCCUAGAUCUUUGGUUAUGAGUGGCUUCUAACCUGGAGCUUUUGGGGGAAGUGGGAAGCGUUGGUAAUAACUGAUCCCAAGACAGUAGCAUUUUCUCCACUAAAAGUUAAGGUUAGGAUUGGGGGAGAGGAAGCUCGUCCUAAAUCUGUAGAUAAGGGAAACUUCACCCCGGAGAACCCUAAGGGAGGACUGAGGAUAAUGAGAUGGGGCAUGACCAUUGUUUUGACCCUCCCUCUCUGUCCUUAGUACCCUUCUUCUCAAAGGCUCUGUCCAGAUUCCUUCACGCUUCUCCCAAAGUGUGCACUACCUGUCAAGCAUUGGCUAGACUAGAGGAAGUCUCCCCCAUUGUUGAAAUCUGUUUGGAGAAUCUAGAUGCAGCCAUAGUGCCACAGCAUCUGUCCUCUCCACCUCCUCUUUUUGCAGAGCACUGCCAACGUGGCAUAGGUGCCAUCUGUCUAUUGUCCCUCUCUCUUGUGUGAGCCAAAUGGCACCCUAUUCCUUAUACAGUGCACUACUCUUGACCAGAACCCUAUAGACCCUCGUCAAAAGUAGUACACUAGGGCUCUGGUACACUAGUAGGUAAUACGGUGCCAUUUAGGACUCAGCCUCUGUGUGUGUGUGUUUCGCUCUGUCUGUCCCUCUAUCUCUUUGUUUAUCUCUUUGUUUAUCUAUCUCUAUCUCUCUCUCUUCCUAUUUCCUCCUCUCUAUAUCUCUCCAGUAUUCUCAAGUGCUGCUUACUCCAGGUCAUCAGGUGUCUCCAAAACAAAUGUCACAUUUUUUUAAAGGUUUUUCUUUGUUUGUCUUAUUUUUUGUUGUUUUUUACAGAUUCUACUUUCUUCCGUGUCCAUGUCAAUAAAACUGUAAGUUGCAAAGCUCCCAGACAAUUUCACGUGAAACCAUUUGGAAGACAGCUUUAUAUUAUACCCAUAGAAGUGACGUCAAGGAUACUCAGCGUUAAUACAGACUCACACUAGUAAAAAAUGUCCACAUUG